Ectocarpus sp. CCAP 1310/34 is the source of this 1950-nucleotide messenger RNA. The record is from the annotation of a GenBank genome assembly. NCBI's taxonomy places the organism in Eukaryota, Phaeophyceae, Ectocarpales, Ectocarpaceae.
AUGACCAGCGCUCAAUUUUCAAUAUGGGCUAGUGCUGGACUUGGCAAGUGGGACGGUAUCGCACUGCUUCUGAAGAAUUAUGCAUGUCCGUCUCCUGAAGACCUCAUUGAUCUCUCUCGCAAGCACCCUUCUGACGAGCGGCUGCACGACUGCUGUUUGAGAGUUGUAGCCGCGUCAGACAACCUGUUCAUUUCCGGCAUGACUUUGUCUGUGGCACGCGUGGAUGUGACGAAGAAAGCUCCAGAGGGAGAGAGGGGUACCCUUGAGGCCAUCCAGGGCCAUGUACAUGCCUUACUGCUUGAAAUUCUCGAACGCUUGCCUCAAACAGUCAAUGGUUUCAACGGAGGAAUGGCCGACUGCUCAGCCGUGUUAGGGCCAGAGUUCGACAGCAAAACGGGAGAAUCUACGGGCUUCAAGCCACCGCUGGCCCUGCUCCUCCUGGCGAACAGUAUUCAGACGGAAACGUUUUGCUCGACGCCCUUAAUCAUGGACUACUUGUCACGGAAAUUCACGCAUGGUCUGCCCGACGUGGGCGACAAGGACGGCGUGCUUCGGAAUGGCACAGAACAUGAUGUGCUGAGCGGCAGUGGGCCAGGCAUGAUGUCCCUGGUCAUUGGUGGUGGCGAUGACGAAGAACUGGACGAAAGAGGUUAUCACGAAUUCCGACACAAGGAUCUUCUGGUCAAGAAUGGCCUAAAGGCCAGCUUUGAAUCCCCUCGUGCGUUGCUUCAGGGAGCGAAUGAUAGGCUUGCCAGCCUGACGUUUCUUCCUGGGGCUCAAUUUGCGAUCGCAGGAUUUCUGGCGAAGCCUAACAACUACUAUCGAAUCCCCGCUGUGAGGAUGGUGCUAGACGUUGUGGUGUACCUCUUGGUGAUCAUUGCGUUGAGCAUCCUGGUCUUCCGCGACAGCGGGUCGCUGACACGGGGAGAGGGCAUCGCCGCGGCUGUUAUUUUCGCGAUGACGGCUCAGCUCGUGAGGUUCGGGAUUGUGAUGUUGGUUGUCAUGGUCGGAUUCGCCAUGUCCCUGCACGUGCUGAUUCGCGACUCCAAAAGCUUUGGUGAAACGUUUGUCGCACUAUUCAAAGCGACGCUUGGUGACGUGGACUACUUCACGGCGUCCUCUGUGCUCAACCUGCUGGUUGCGAUAUUGACCGUAUCGCACUCCAAGGUACAGGAGAACGUUCAACGGGAGUUCAAGGUUUCGAAGGCGCGCAUGAUCCAGCGAUGCCGAUGGACUGUAGAAAACGACUGGCUUCCUGCCCCGUUCAACGUGGCACAGCUACUUUUCUCGGGGCAAUACGCGUUGGUGAUGCCCAGCUUUCGGCGGAAACGGUAUGAUGAAGCAAAGCAAGCCAUUGGUCAGGCAGUGUCCUGGUUUGUGCUCGGUCUAAUGGCUUUUGUGGGGGGAUCGAUUCUCUGGAUAUUGUCGGUUGUGUACGCACUCUUUGUGUGGCAUGAGCACUACUACGUAGGGCUAGACACGCAUACUGCUCACGUUAUAAUACUUCAAACUGAGCCUGGGAGCAACGAUACUGCGGUAUAUCCUUAUCCCUGUGUGGUGCGUCUUGGAUGCUCCGUUGUGUCGUUUCCUGCUCGGGGUCAAGACGCUUCUACUCGGGCAAGUAGCGGGGGAGAUGGCAUGCUUAAGAGUGCCGAUCAGGGAGUAGGAAUGGCAAAAUUGCGCGAAUUCCUCGCCGACCCAAUGAACAACAGAGAUGUUCGUAAGGCCGGGACGACAAGGAGCACCACCGUGGAACACCUUAAACUUCUUAGGGACCGCCUAGUGAAAGACAUUGUAGGUAGGCUCUGCAGACUUUUGAGAAAAGGGAAGGCAUGGCCCAAACACUUGAUUGAGGCUUUCGAUCAGCGCUUGCAACAACUCGAAGCAAAGGUUGCCGAGACCAAUGAUUACCUAAUUGAAAUUUUGAAGUUCGUCAAGAACCCACGGUGA